This is a messenger RNA of Paramecium sonneborni, 3545 nucleotides long. NCBI's taxonomy places the organism in Eukaryota, Ciliophora, Oligohymenophorea, Peniculida, Parameciidae. The record is from the annotation of a GenBank genome assembly.
AUGAAAAAUGUAAGAGAAAGUAAUUCAUUUAGUAGAUUCAAGACUAGACAAAAGUCAAAAGACAAUGAUCAAAAUUCUUAAAUUCUCAAAUUACAAAGUUAAUAGAAUGUCAAAAGUAAAACAACAACUCUAUUUUCUAGAAUUGCCACCUAAAGCUUAGUAAGUUAGUUUCCAUCUCUUACCUGAAAGCUAUUAGAGACCUAAGACAAAAUCAAUGGUGUAAUAAGUAAUACAAGUAUAAUAAAUUUUAAUCAUAAAUUAGAAACCUUCAAAAAAAGUAUUAAAUGAUUCUCAUAAUUAUUUAUCCGCCAAGUAUCAGGCAAACAAACUAAUCAAACAAAAUAGUUUUGUAAAGAAUCGCCCAAAAAAAAUGCAUUCUGUUAGUUAUUAUCAUUGUAAUUGAUACAUACAAUUAAUUAUAUAGAUGACAGCGUUUAAAAUGAAAAUGAUGAAUUUUUAAUGCAUUUUAAUAACUUAUCUAACGUUUCCUUCAAAGAUUACAUGGAUGCAGAAGGUAUAGAUGCCAAAUUUAAUAUUAGCACGUGCCAACAAAUUGCCAUCUGAUAAAUCUUAAGAAAUUAUUGAAGGAAAAAAACUUUUGAGCUUGGGAUAAACUGAAGAAGCUCAAAAAUUAUUCUAAGAAAUUCUAUAAGUUAGCAAUAAUCCUGAAGCACGAUAUUUAAAUGGACUAUGUCAUUUAAGUAAAUCUGAAUUCUCAGAUGCCAUAGCCGAUUUAAAUCUUUUAAUUUAAUAACAACCACUUUAUAAAAGAAAUGCUUACAUUCUAUUAGCCAUAGCUUAUAAAAAAUCAAAUUGUCCAAAUGAUGCUUUAAACACUGUAUUAACAUUAACUUAAAUUCUAGUUAACUCUAGCUAUUAAACAAUUUAACAAAUAUUUCGAUGCUUACAUCUAUAGAGGUAAAUUAUUGUUGAAGAUGAAAUAAUUUGAUAGAGCUUUGAAGGAUUUUACAAGUGCAAUUGAAAUAUAACCAAAAAAAGCUAUUGCUUAUAUUGGAUAAGCUGAUUGUUUCAGAUAUAUGAAUCAACCUAAAUAAAGUGUUCAGGCUUGUACUCAAGCAAUUGAAUGUGAAGAUUCCUCUUUCAGAUAAGCCUUAAUAAAAAGAACUCUCUUAUAUAUUGAUUUAAAAUAAUAUGAUCUAGCACUUUUAGAUAUUGAAGCUGUUUUAGAAGAAGAUCAUUGUGAUUCUGAGGCUCUCUAUAUCAAAGGCUUCAUUUGCACUAAAAGAAGUAAAUUAUUGUAUAGAUUUAUAUUAGAUUAAAUAUAAGAAGCCUUUCUUGCAUAUGAGUAGUCUAUUAAACAUAACAAUUCAAAAAAAGCUGUUUCUAAAUCUCUUUAUGAAAUUGCUAAAAUUAAAAUAGAACAAAGGGAUUUUUAUGAAGCAUUUUAUUAAUUAAGUCGUGCUGAUUAUUUAGAUGUAGAUGAAAAAAUAUUAGAGAAAUUUAAAAUCUUUACAGAUGGAGUUACUUUUUUAAUGAAACGUAAAUUUGAUGAAGGUGUUGAUGCUUUAACAACACUCAUCUCCAAACAUUAGAUUUCAGAUUUUUUGAAACCUCUUAUAUUUUAAUAUAGAGCAUAUGGAUACUUUUGUCAAUCAUAAUAUUAAAAGUCUCUUCAUGAUCUCAAUUAAUUGACAUCUCUUGAAAAACCAUCAAUUUAUAAUAAAUUAAUUGCUGAAGGGAUCCUUGCUGCUAUUGCUAAUUAGUUUGAAUAAUCUUAAGGAUUCUUUUUAAAAGCAUAAAAACUUAUGCCCAAUAAAAUGGAACCUUAUUUUUAUAAAGCUACUACUUUAGUUAAGUUUUAUAGUUUUCUUAUUCCUAAAGAUGAUAUUGAAAAAAAAAAUAAAUUUUUAAAUGAUGCUCUUAAAUAUAUGGAUUUGGCAGUCAAAAUUAAUGAAUAAUCUAAUCUAUUAUUUUAUAGAGGAAUUGUUUUAUUUGCAUAAGGAAGAUUAGAUGAUUCUCUAAUUGAUUUAGAUAAAGCAAUAGAAAAGUCAGAAGAUCAUGUAGCUAAACAUUUUUAUGUAAGAGGAUUAAUACAAGCUUGUAGGAAUGCAUUUGAACUUGCUCUUAAUGAUUUAACAAUAGCAAUAAAUCUUGAUGAAAAACUUAUUGAUGCUUAUUUAAAUAGAGCAAAAGUAUUUCUAUUAUUGGGAGAUAGAAAAAGUGCAUAUUAUGAUGCUUAAAAGUAUUAAGAAUGUAAAUAGACUGAUCCUUAAACCGAUAUUAUUAUAGGAAAUUUGUUUUUUUAAAUUGGAGCUUAUGAAGAUGCUAUUCAAUCAUAUUCAAAUAGUAUUAGCUCUGAAAAAAGCUUACAAGUUUUAUAUUACAGAGCUAAAACUUAUAUUUUGAUUAAAGAAUUAAAUAGUUCAAUGCUAGAUCUAUAAAAAAUAGUUGAAUAAUCUAAUGAUAUUCAUGCAAUAGUAGACUUGAAUAUUUUAUAGUAAUUAAAAAAUACAUCAACUGCAAAUUCUGAUUAAAAUUUAUUUUAAGAAGCUUUACAAUGUAGCAAUCAAAUUUUAAAAAAAGGAGCUGAAGGAAGAAUAUUUAAAAAAUCAGACAUUUUAUUUUAUAAAGGAUUAUUUUUAUUCUAUUUAAAAUAAUAUGACAGUUCUUAAUAAGUAUUGAAAGAAUCAUAUAAAAUUAAAGAAGAGCAAUAGAAAAAGGAAUUAGGUUCAAUGAAUGAUUCAGAUUAAUUCAUUUUAGACUAAUUAAAUUAAACUUAGAAGAAAAUGGAAUAUAAAAGCAAGCCUCUAGAAGAAUUUGAAUUUAGUGAUAGAACUUAUAAUUUAUUUGAAUACUAUUUUAAUCGAUCUGUUAUCCAUUUAUUAUUAGGAUAAACAGAAUAAGCACUUGAUUAUUUAGAAUAAUUAAAUGAGAAUAUAUCGUAAUAAGAAAUUUAAGAACAUCUCUCAUUAUUUAUUUAAUUAUUGAAGGAUGAUUAGAAUCCAAAAAGUGAAAUAAAUCCUGAGCUUUCAAAAUUGACUGAAUUUAUUAUCUUUCCUUAACAUAACAGAUUAUGUUCAAUAUAUCCAAUGGUCAAAUUACCAUUAAAAAAAUAUAAGUAAACUUUAUAGCUUAGAUUAUCUUUUUGUUUACCAACAGUUGAAAUUCCUGAAAUGAAUAUCAAAUUUGAUGAUAAAUUACUUGAAGCAAUUAGUGUAAUAAAUUAUAUAUCAUUUUAGCCUAUUGUUGUUGAAAAUAAACCAGAAGCGCCCUGGAUUAAAAGAACAGCAGAAGGUGUUAUUUUUACAGACAAUGUUCAAAUAGUUGAAGAUUUAGAUCUCUAAUCAACAACAAGACCUUCUAAAAAAUAAACAGAAAUAGAUGAUCCAGAAUUCUAAUAAUUUGAAGAAUAAUUAAAUCAUGCAAUUGAAAAAUAUGAUUAUAGUGAAAUUGAUUAAUAGGAUGACAUAGUUGAAUAAUAAACUUAAGCUAUAGAUUUAUAGUAACUUAAAUAAAACUUAAUGCUAGAUUCUAAAAUUGCAGACAAAUUAAAUUCUAUUUUAUAAAAAAAAGCUAAAAAUUGA